This is a messenger RNA of Zychaea mexicana, 1122 nucleotides long. RefSeq lists its product as uncharacterized. The record is from RefSeq and is a predicted model, not a curated record. The transcript is spliced from 5 exons. Gene Ontology annotation, cellular component: glutamate-cysteine ligase complex. Gene Ontology annotation, biological process: glutathione biosynthetic process. NCBI's taxonomy places the organism in Eukaryota, Fungi, Mucoromycota, Mucoromycetes, Mucorales, Lichtheimiaceae. The coding region runs from base 67 to 891 and encodes 274 amino acids. Gene Ontology annotation, molecular function: enzyme regulator activity; glutamate-cysteine ligase catalytic subunit binding.
CUUGGUUUUGCUUUUUUUUUUCCUCAAUAGCUCUACACAAAAGCACAUUACAAUCACUGAUCCCUAAUGCCAGCCCAAGCGAUUCCCGAACUGCUCGAUAUACCGUCUUUUAAACAUUUGACCUUGUACACUGGCAAUGUCAUGAGAACUAGCGUUGCAGGACGCAGCAAAGCACUCAGCAAAAAAUCGAAUACCGAGCUGAUAACUGCUAUUGACGAUACAUUGUAUGCUUCCCUUGACCGGGAUGAGCCGUCCUUCCGCUAUCAUGAACAAGAGUCGCUUUUGGAGGUGCCUGAUCUUCGAUCGCGUAGCCGGAUCCUGCCGGAAGAUCGAAACGAUGUCGAAGUUACAGCCAAGUUGUUUUAUUUGGGUCAACAACAGAAUAACAACAACGUAGCAUCAUAUAUACGCUCAGGCGUACAGCAUCUUCAAAAGGUGCUUGGAGUGGAUGCGAUCGAUACGUUUAUUGUAUCGUUUGGCGGUCGAUCUGAAUCCAUUACGCCCGCAUGGCAGCAAUUGGAAGUGUUACAUCAACGGAAUCAUACGCUGGGGAAGCUCGGUGUAGCGGAUUUCUCGCAAGAACAGCUUGAGUCCAUUCUAUCCAACCCAGCAGUAACGGUCAAACCCUCAAUCAACCAGAUUAACGUGGGCCAGUGCUGCAAUAUGCCGUCGGCAAUGAUUGAACUGGCAAAGCAACAUAAUAUUGAAUUACUGCAUAAUGGUGACCGAGCUGACAUCCUCGACAUCGAGUCACUCUCGGCAUUAUUGCGGAAGCACAACGUACACGCCACAGUAGCGCCCCAAUUUGUCAUCAAGUAUCAUGUGUUUGUAAAGUGUCGGAGCGUUGUCAGUGACAAGGGUUACAUAGUGGUUGGCGAUACUUUAGCAUAGUACCACAAUCAUCCCUUUAUAUAAGCUUUUAGUAUAAAAAGACAAGCACAGGAAUAGAAAAGGAAAGUCAAAAAGAGCAAAAGGCGAGAAAGGACUUGGCGUUAGUUUUGACGAAGAGAUAUAAGUGUUUCUUGGCAUGGAGUAUGUAUGUGGCGAAAGAGGAGCAAAGGCGGGGUAGGAGGGUAAGGGAGGGAUAUAGUGUGUCUGUGAAGAGUGGAUAGAAGCUCAUCC